This is a messenger RNA of Python bivittatus (Burmese python), 928 nucleotides long. RefSeq names its product RNA polymerase II subunit J (gene POLR2J). The record is from RefSeq and is a predicted model, not a curated record. Gene Ontology annotation, molecular function: protein dimerization activity; DNA binding. Gene Ontology annotation, biological process: transcription by RNA polymerase II. NCBI's taxonomy places the organism in Eukaryota, Metazoa, Chordata, Lepidosauria, Squamata, Pythonidae. Gene Ontology annotation, cellular component: RNA polymerase II, core complex.
CUCCCGGAAGUGGCUGCUUCGCUGAAGCGGGGCCCGCGAGGAGGAAGUGGGGAGGAUGAACGCCCCUCCGGCCUUCGAGUCCUUUUUGCUUUUCGAGGGGGAGAAAAAGAUUACAAUAAAUAAGGACACAAAAGUGCCAAAUGCUUGUCUGUUUACAAUCAACAAAGAAGAUCACACUCUUGGGAAUAUAAUUAAGUCGCAAUUGUUGAAAGAUCCUCAAGUGCUAUUUGCAGGAUACAAAGUCCCCCAUCCCCUUGAACAUAAAAUAAUCAUUCGUGUUCAGACCACUCCUGAUUACAGCCCCCAAGAAGCUUUCACCAAUGCAAUCACAGAUCUUAUCAGUGAGCUUUCUCUCCUUGAGGAGAGAUUCCGGGUUCCAAGAUUCAUCAUCUGUCCCCACCUCUAAUAUGUGAGUUCUGGGCAAAUAAAGUCACAUAGUUGUCAAACAUCAGAAACUAGUGUGGAAAUCUUCUGGAUCUUCUAUGGUAGGGAGUUUUAUAUUCUGGUUACCCUAACCAAGAAUGUCCUUUGUGACAUUUCCAUCAAAUUGUGUUUCUGGUGGUAAUGGGGCUUGCCAUUGAAUAAUUAGGUACAGAGAAAGACGGCAUUUUUAAAGUUAUGUUGACCUUUCAGCUGGCUUGGUUUGCUGUGAAGGGUGAGAGAAAUCACAUGUAUAAGACAAGUUCUGCAUCUUCUUUGAUAAUUCUGAAUGCACCAAUGUGUCCAUUUAUGGUGGUGGGAUAAUUGAUUCAGUCUGGCUAGGAUUAGCUAGUUUGAAGUUCAGAUAGACCUGGAGUAAUGGCAGCUCUUUUCUGCAACAAGAAGGGAAACUCUACUUAUCGCUGAACUGUAUUUUUAUAAUCAAACCUUAAAUGAAAUUGUCAGACUUUUAUUUUUUUACUUUUCAGUUACCAUGUGUUUAUUUUUC